Messenger RNA from Penicillium waksmanii, 3627 nucleotides. Its product is annotated as glycerophosphocholine phosphodiesterase. Bases 1 to 3627 code for a protein of 1208 amino acids. NCBI's taxonomy places the organism in Eukaryota, Fungi, Ascomycota, Eurotiomycetes, Eurotiales, Aspergillaceae. Gene Ontology annotation, biological process: glycerophospholipid catabolic process. The transcript is spliced from 4 exons. The record is from RefSeq and is a predicted model, not a curated record. Gene Ontology annotation, molecular function: protein binding; glycerophosphocholine phosphodiesterase activity.
AUGAAGUUCGGUCGCAAUCUACCUCAAUUCACCGUCCCCGAAUGGAGCGCCCAUUACAUCAAAUACAAGGCCUUGAAAAAACUUAUCAAGUCGGCCGCGGAACAAAUCAAGGCGGGCCAAGAGGCGGAUCUGGCCGGAUGCGCCGUUUCUUCGGCUGGUUCGUUCGGUAUAGGUUUCUUUUACUCUCUCGAUCGAAAUGUUGAGGAUGUCGACUACUUUUACAACAAGAAAUACGCCGAGUACGCCCGCCGCCUGAAACUGCUGGAGGAUCGAUAUGGAUAUUCAAUGGAGGGUAAUCACCCAUUGGAGGCGGAGGAGAGCCAUGAUCUGCGCGAAGCCCUGUUGGACCUGCGCUAUCAUCUGCGCCGCUUACAGUGGUACGGCGAGGUCAAUCGCCGCGGUUUUGUCAAGAUCACCAAGAAGCUUGACAAGAAAGUCGGUGCCCAGGCGCAAAAGCGUUACCUCGAGACCAAGGUGGACCCCGUUCCCUUUGCCUCGAACGCGCGUGCUAUCAAGUCCCAGGAACGUAUCAACUCCUGGAUGGCUAUCAUCACUGACAACUCUAAAACGGAGGAGAAGCUGUUCGAUGAUUCCAGCUCUACCCACUCCUCUCUGUCGCUGAAACGUGGUCCUACACGUCCCUACUUGAACCUGCCCUCUAGCGUGCUGACUGCAGUGGAUGACUCGUUGAGAAAAGAUGAUACGCAUGUUCUUCUGGAGCUACUUGAAACUCUGAAGAAUGCCGCCGAUGAUGCAGGCGAGGGUGUCUUUAUCAAGGUUCUCAAGACCCUCAUCCAACGUGCCAUUCUUCAUCGUGCCAAGGCUAGUCUGACUGCUCUGCUGAGUCGCGUUGACACUCUGGAGGAGGACGAUGACAUUAAUCGCCGUAACUGUCUGCACCGCCUCGUUAUCUCGGUUGGUCGCGAACAGUCAACGAGCGACUCCGAGCCUGCCGCGUCCAUGGUGCUUGACUUCCCUCCCGAGACUUCUCGUUACAUUACUCCUGCUGCGCCGCCGACCUUGCAACCCCCUCGAUCUGUGGUCAAGGAAGAGCACAUGCCCCAGCAGCUUAGUCGUGAUGACUCGGCGGUCACUAUCUUGCAACAUCUCCUUGACAAUUUGCGCCCUGAUCAAAGGGAGUCUUUGAUGACAAAGGAUCUCUCUGGACGUACCCCACUGCACUAUGCCGCCCAAUAUGGCUUCAAGGUGGUUUGUGAAGUCAUCAUUGAGCACCUGCGAGCAUGGGGCAUGUUUGACGUCAGAGAAGGCAUCGAUGGCCCUUUGUGGCAGGACGAGGAUGGUUGGGCGCCCCUUCAUCUGAGUGUGGUUGGUGGCCACCCAAAGACCACCCGCUGCCUUCUGGAUGCUGAGAACUGGAGAGAGACCCACGGGCAUUCCGAUCAGGUCAGGAAGCAGGUCUCCAAGUCAAGCGCCGUUCUUGCUCUUGCAACCAAGGCGAACUUUGUCGACAUUGUGCAGCUACUGGUGGAGGCCGGUAUUGAUAUCAACUACCAGGAUGAACAGGGCGAGACAGCUCUGCAUGUCGCGGCCCGCUUUGGCCAUGACGAAUGUGCGCAAAUUAUCCUGGAAGGCUCCGACUACCAAAAGGCCAAUACCAAUUUACCUGAGAACACUUAUGGCUGGACGCCUCUCUUCAUUGCAUGUGUUGAUGGCCAACUAGGUGUGGCCAAGCUGCUUGUUGACGCUGGAGCGGACCUGGAGCGCUUUGAUUCAUCUGGCUGGACGGCCAAAGAACAUGCGGCGCUACGAGGUCACCUCGAGAUCGCGCGGUGUUUAGCUGAAGUCAGCCCUGGAGUCCCAAUUCCCGAACAGGAGCCUUCGCCCUCGAUUCCCAGCAAUGGCCCUUCCCCGUCGGGCUCUCCGCCCACCCUGUCUUCUCUGACUGAUCGACGGUCCAAUGCCCCCGCGCCUACCUCUGCCGGGAGUCCUGGUUUGCGAAAUACUGAACCUAUUAAGACAUUUGGACAUCGGUAUCUUACCGAUGAGACCAUGAUUCUGGUCAGCCUGGGAACGAUGGACAUGCGAAAGCCCUUGGAGACCGUCAACCUUGAUAGAAUCCCCAUGGAGAAUGCGCACGCGACCCAGCUAGACACAGCGCUGUCUUUGGUGGUUACCGCCAGUGGCGCUCAUGGCGAGCCAGAGGUCAUUGAUCUACCCGUGCAGGACAAUAUUUCCACUGAGCCAAUCGUGUUCCACACGACUGAUGCUAGUAAAGUGCGUUUGCUUUUCGACCUUGUACCUACCUACUCUGGAUCUAAGGAGAAGGUUGUUGGUCGCGGUGUUGCACUACUUUCCUGCAUCAAGCCGACCGUGGGAUCGCAGCGUAUCAACCUCAAGGGAGAUUCCACCGUUCCCAUCGUGGCGGCGAAUACCCUGGACGUGAUCGGAUCGGUGACCUUCAACUUCUUGGUCAUCACCCCUUUCCAGCAUCCCAACAUGUCUAUCAAGGGUAACCAGACCUACUGGCGAUCCAUGAGCUCGACUAUGGUCAUCGGUCACCGCGGUCUUGGUAAGAACAUGGCCAGUCGCAAUUCGCUCCAGCUGGGUGAAAAUACCAUUCAGUCUUUCAUCGCCGCGGCCAACUUGGGCGCAUCCUACGUCGAGUUUGAUGUGCAACUUACCAAGGAUCAUGUCCCUGUCAUUUACCAUGAUUUCUUGGUCAGCGAAACGGGCAUCGACGCCCCAGUACAUACUUUGACAUUGGAUCAAUUCCUGGAGCUCGGCAAGGGAAGACACCGCAAUGCCUUACCCGACAGCGUGGAUGCCAAUAGAGAUUCGAGUAUUCCUCCUCGACAGCGAUCAAUGUCCGUCGGCGGGUCCCUAUACGACCCGGCCGAAUUGACUGAGAAGAUCAAGCAUACUCGUGAUUUCAAAAAGAAGGGUUUCAAGGGAAACACCCGUGGCGAGCAUAUCCAGGCACCUUUCGCGACACUGGAAGAACUUUUCAAAAAGAUCCCCACACCUGUCGGGUUUAACAUUGAACUGAAAUAUCCCAUGCUCCACGAGAGUGAGGAAGAAGAGAUGGACACAUACGCCGUCGAACUGAACUCGUUUGUCGACACCGUCCUCACCAAAGUCUACGACUUGGGCCAGAACCGCGACAUUCUGUUUUCCAGCUUCAACCCCGACAUCUGUCUCAUCUUGUCCUUCAAGCAGCCCUCCAUCCCAGUUCUCUUUCUGACCGAUGCCGGUGCUUCACCUGUCGGUGAUAUCCGAGCCAGCAGUCUGCAAGAGGCCGUUCGAUUCGCAUCACGCUGGAACCUUCUCGGCAUCGUCUCUCAAGCCGAACCUCUAGUGCUUUGCCCCCGUCUAGUCCGCAUCGUCAAGGAAUCCGGUCUUGUCUGCGUCUCCUACGGCAUGCUGAACAACGACGGUGUCAACGUUGACUACCAAGUCGCAGAAGGCAUCGAUGCUGUUAUUGUCGACUCCGUCCUUGGAAUCACAAACGGCCUUAUCCAGCGCCAGAACAAGGGCGAGCGCACCCCGGGCCCUUCGCCGAACCCCACCCCUGUGGGUGACAAGGGCGGCGCCAUCAGGGUUCCGGUCCUCGAGCAAGCGAAGAAAAACACCGCUGACUCGAGACUGAACCCUACCUCUAUUCUUUGA